Messenger RNA from Annulohypoxylon truncatum, 2593 nucleotides. RefSeq lists its product as uncharacterized. Gene Ontology annotation, molecular function: GTP binding; GTPase activity; molecular adaptor activity. Bases 441 to 2492 code for a protein of 683 amino acids. Gene Ontology annotation, biological process: cytoskeleton-dependent cytokinesis. The transcript is spliced from 4 exons. Gene Ontology annotation, cellular component: septin complex; microtubule cytoskeleton; cell division site. NCBI's taxonomy places the organism in Eukaryota, Fungi, Ascomycota, Sordariomycetes, Xylariales, Hypoxylaceae. The record is from RefSeq and is a predicted model, not a curated record.
GUACUUAUACCUGACCGCGAAACUCAACACGCUCUGCACCUCUGCACCUCCUGAGCUUAUCUGAUGCGGGGUGUUUCUUCAUUCAGCCAUUCACUGGGAACUCCAACCGCACGACCCAGAAAAGGAAAGCAAGACCGCCGAGAAAGAGAGAGCAACCCCCAUCUCCAGACCAAUAAACCAACUCGUCAUCAUUUGCCAUUUACCACUUACCACUUUACCAUCUUACCACCUUACCACCCAUCUACCGCCUUCACCCUUCACCUGUGAUACCCCCUGUGUGAAGUCAUAUCGAACCAUACUCUUUAUUGUACUACCUACUACUUACAUACCUGUGCCAACAUAUAUCUUGUAAUGACCUGAACUGUAUACGCGCUAUUGCUGUCUACUACCUGUAACUUUCGCUUCUACCUAGAUGUGAUUUUCUAAUCUCUAACUCUAUAAUGAGACCCUUCCCUGGCGACGAUGCUUUCGGGCGUCAGCGAUCGGCCGACCACGAUCCGGCCCCCUUGAUGGCUUCCACUUCUAGCCAGAUGUCAUUCUUCUUCGCCGACGAAUCAUCCAUGGAUUCAUACCUCGAACAGUCGAACCCCCAUAGCCGAUUCCUUGAUGCGCGAAAGGCUGCCGCCUCUACCGUCCACCCACCUCCUCGCAAAGAUGACAAAGACGGUGAAAGUUCAAGGCAGACCGCGGCACACCAAGAUAGAGAUUAUACAUUUGCCUACUCUCCGUCGUCAAGGGACUCGGUCUUUACACGCAGCCCAGCCUCGAUGAGGUCCCAUAAUCAAUCGUCGCCCUCGCGGCCGAUAACUCCUAUUAUGUUAGGUACAUCGUUGUUCACCGGAUCCGCACUUAGUAGCCCAUCUUCAAGGAGGAACUCUUUCACAGGAUCGCUCUCGGAGCACGCCGUUAGCUCCGACGAGGAAUCGCUUGAUCAUAGACCUUCGAACAUGUUGGAUAGUGGUAGUGCUCCUCAAUUGGUUAUGCCCAGUAUAAAGAUGCCGAGUCGCCGUCCUUUCACCGAGACAGGCAAAAGUCUAGGCCGCCUCAAGGUGCUGUUCGCUGGCGAUUCUGGUGUUGGCAAGACUUCCAUGGUCAAAGCAAUUGUCCAGAUCUGCGAACAUAUUGUUCAUGUUGAUCCUAUCCCCUCCCAGGCAGAGUCUAGCACGCAUAAAAGCCAGAGCGCUUUGCCUCGAAAGUCAUCUAAUUCGUCAUCUGCCAUAUCGGAGAUAUAUGCCAGCACCAAACCCUAUCCUGAGUGGUGGUCGACGGUAGACGAACCUCAUGAUCCCCAAAGGCGUAAGAGUCUCGGCGACAGCGUCCUAGAACGUAAUGUGUGCUUCGUAGAUACACCUGGUUAUCGGAACGGCUCAUCGGCUAUGGAAAAUAUUAUGUCAUGUAUUGAAUAUGUCGAAUCCCACUUGAACAAAAUGUCCUCGGACUUGUUGAGUGAUUCGGACAUGCUAAAUGUUUUAGGGGGCGGUGGAGGCUUCCAAGUGGACGUCGUCUUUUAUCUCAUCUCGCAAAAGAUGAGACCAGUUGAUUUGGAGUAUAUCCGUCGACUGAUACCGCUUACAAAUGUUAUUCCUAUCUUGGCUCGCGCCGACUCGAUCUCGCCAAAACAGCUCGUAUCAUGCAAAGAGCAGAUUGCCGGCCAGCUAAGAGAAGCAGGUCUCAAACCGUUCAGCUUUGCAACGGUAGACCAGGAGUCUGCUACGCGGAUGCCAAGUAUCCCUUAUGCCGUAUCCAGUGCGACAGGGUCGGAUGACGAUAUAAUGGAUGCGAGCCUUCUCAUGAGUCCGGAUUAUGUUGAACCCCUGAUGACAUCGGACCUGAGAUAUGUCGUGGAUAACGUGUUUAGCCCCAACGGAGUAUCCUGGUUACGGCACACCGCAACGAAGAAGUACCUGGAAUGGAGAAACACCACUCCAUCACGACCUCGUCACUUAUAUAGGCCGCUGAAUCCUCCUGGCCCGGCGACAUCAUUAGCCCUAGCCCCACGCACAGGAAACACGGCAAGAGAAUGUACAGCGCUAGCGCUAACUUGUCUUAAUGACCAACAUCGAGAUCACGGACCACCGCAGCUUCGUGUGGUAGACUGGGCAGCCGAUCUUCAGCGUAGCCUUUCAAGCGAGCGGACUCGAUACGAGGCACUCGCUUGUGGUGAACGUGCGGUUUGGCUCACGGAGAGAUUGAAUGAAUGUGUGCAAGAUGGUACACUUGUGGCCGUGAGGAAGGUCAGGGGCAAGAACUCGACAGAGACUAGGAAAACUUCUAAGCGUAGGUUUUCAACCAAGACCACACAGCAUCAAGACCCACUGGGAUUGCUUCAGGUUACGGCGGAUUUGAAGGCAAAAGGGUGGUUUGCUCUUGAGGUUAUGGGAAGUCUCGGCGUCAUGGGCGGAUUAGCAUACUGGGUAUCGAGGCAGCAUUGGCAAAUGGAACCUGUGCAACUUGCGGAUGAAUGGGCUCGACAUUGGGGAAUGGAUAUAUAAGAUACCAUAAUUGUACGAAGUGAUUUAGUAGUAGUGGUGGUGGUAACUCUACUCAACCAGAUAGUGCUGGCCUUGCCAAAUACAUCCAACUUUUAAUACCA